UGAAGAUAGCUCCCUCUUGCUUGCAUUGCAACAAAAGGACGCAAUUUUGUAUUAAUACUGAAUUUUUCUUAGUUUGUGGAAAGGAGUGAAGUUGGCUAUAUUAUCUCCUUCUCUUCAGUCUUCCAUGGAAUGACAUAGCCAAAAAGCUUCGAUAAAAAGGCCGAAGCUUUUUUUGGUUCCCAACAACCCCAUUUCUUUUCUCUCUUUCGGCGGAAACCAUGGACCGGGCGCGGCGGUUGGCCAACCGGGCGACGCUGAGGCAUCUGGUUUCAGCGUCGAGACGCCACCGUCAAAUCGAUCAGCCAUUGUUGAAUUCCUCCCCUGUUUCCUUCACGCCUUCCAGGUACGUCUCUUCGCUGUCUCCUUAUUCCUUCGCCAAAUCCAGAGGGGGGAUUUCAGAUUCAUUUCUCCCCCGAAAUGGAAUCGGAAUCGGGUCCCAGAGCCGUUCGAUUUCCGUUGAGGCAUUGAAACCCAGCGAUACGUUCCCUCGUCGCCAUAACUCUGCAACCCCUGAAGAACAGAGUAAAAUGGCGGAGUCUUGUGGGUUUGAUUCCCUCGAUUCCCUUGUCGAUGCCACUGUCCCCAAAUCGAUUAGGCUCCAAUCCAUGAAAUUCUCCAAGUUCGAUGAGGGUUUAACGGAGAGCCAAAUGAUUGAACAUAUGCAGAAUUUGGCUUCUAAGAACAAGAUUUUCAAGUCUUAUAUAGGGAUGGGGUAUUAUAAUACUUUUGUUCCGCCUGUUAUUUUGAGGAACAUAAUGGAGAAUCCUGCUUGGUAUACUCAGUAUACGCCGUAUCAGGCUGAGAUUUCUCAGGGUCGUCUUGAAUCUCUGCUUAAUUAUCAAACCUUAAUCACAGAUCUCACUGGUCUCCCCAUGUCCAAUGCCUCAUUGCUUGAUGAAGGGACUGCGGCUGCUGAGGCCAUGGCAAUGUGUAACAACAUCCUCAAGGGGAAGAAGAAAACGUUUAUAAUUUCAAAUAACUGCCACCCGCAAACGAUUGAUAUUUGUGUCACUCGAGCGGCGGGGUUCGAUCUUAAAGUGGUGACUGCUGAUCUUAAGGAUAUCGAUUACAAGUCGGGCGAUGUUUGUGGUGUUCUUGUUCAGUAUCCUGGCACUGAGGGGGAGGUGUUGGACUAUGGGGAGUUCGUUAAGAAUGCUCAUGCUAAUGGGGUUAAGGUUGUGAUGGCUUCCGAUCUUCUGGCGUUGACGCUGUUGAAGUCACCAGGUGAAUUGGGGGCCGAUAUCGUUGUUGGUUCUGCACAAAGGUUUGGUGUUCCAAUGGGGUAUGGAGGUCCUCAUGCUGCUUUUUUGGCCACCUCUCAAGAAUAUAAGAGGAUGAUGCCAGGGAGAAUUAUUGGUGUCAGUGUCGAUUCGUCGGGCAAGCCUGCGCUUCGUAUGGCGAUGCAGACGAGGGAGCAGCAUAUCAGGAGGGACAAGGCUACCAGCAACAUUUGUACUGCUCAGGCGUUACUGGCGAACAUGGCUGCGAUGUACGCCGUAUAUCACGGACCAAAAGGCCUCAAAGCCAUUGCAGAGAGAGUUCAUGGUCUUGCUGGUGCAUUUGCUGUCGGACUGAAGAAAUUGGGCGCAGCAGAAGUUCAAGCUCUUCCCUUCUUUGACACUGUGAAGGUUAAGGUUGCUGAUGCAAAUGCAAUUGCAGAUGCUGCUAACAAGAGUGGGAUUAAUCUGCGAAUCAUCAACAAAAACACGAUCACUGUUGCUUUCGAUGAAACGACAACUUUGGAGGAUGUUGAUAACCUGUUUUCAGUUUUUUCUGGUGGAAAGGCAGUUCCAUUUACCGCUGCAUCUCUUGCGCCCGAGGUCGAGAACGCUAUCCCUUCAGGGCUAGUACGGGAGAGCCCGUACCUUAGCCACCCGAUCUUUAACUCGUACCACACAGAGCAUGAACUGCUGAGGUACAUCCAUAAGUUGCAGUCAAAGGACCUUUCGCUAUGCCACAGUAUGAUCCCGCUCGGGUCGUGCACGAUGAAGCUGAAUGCCACGGCGGAAAUGAUGCCCGUGACGUGGCCCGGUUUCACCGACCUUCACCCUUUUGCCCCCAUUGAACAGUCUCAGGGCUAUCAGGAGAUGUUCAGUGAUUUGGGUGACCUGUUAUGCUCGAUAACUGGGUUUGAUUCAUUCUCGUUGCAACCAAAUGCUGGUGCCGCUGGAGAGUAUGCUGGCCUCAUGGUCAUUCGUGCUUACCAUAAGGCAAGAGGAGACCACCACCGGAAUGUGUGUAUCAUUCCGCUAUCGGCCCACGGGACGAACCCAGCAAGUGCAGCAAUGUGCGGAAUGAAGAUCGUGUCAGUGGGGACAGAUUCAAAGGGGAACAUAAACAUUGCAGAGCUGAAGAAGGCUGCAGAAGCCAACAAGGAGAACCUCUCAGCUCUGAUGGUUACGUAUCCUUCGACGCAUGGAGUUUACGAAGAAGGGAUCGACGAGAUCUGCAAGAUCAUUCACGACAAUGGUGGCCAAGUCUACAUGGAUGGUGCCAACAUGAAUGCCCAGGUGGGUUUAACAAGCCCAGGUUGGAUUGGAGCUGAUGUUUGCCAUCUCAAUCUCCACAAAACAUUUUGCAUUCCCCAUGGAGGAGGUGGCCCUGGCAUGGGUCCUAUUGGUGUCAAGAAGCACUUGGCUCCAUUUUUGCCUUCACAUCCUGUGAUUCCUACUGGAGGCAUACCUGCUCCUGACAACGCACAGCCUCUUGGAACUAUAGCUGCUGCCCCAUGGGGCUCUGCCCUUAUUCUCCCAAUAUCUUACACUUACAUAGCCAUGAUGGGGUCCAAGGGUCUGACCGAUGCGUCUAAGAUCGCUAUUCUGAAUGCAAACUACAUGGCCAAACGUUUAGAGAACUAUUACCCUGUUCUUUUCCGUGGUGUCAAUGGAACGGUUGCCCAUGAAUUCAUCAUCGACUUGAGAGGCUUCAAGCAAACUGCUGGAAUAGAGCCUGAAGAUGUUGCUAAACGUCUAAUGGACUACGGUUUCCAUGCACCCACCAUGUCAUGGCCAGUACCAGGCACACUCAUGAUCGAACCCACAGAAAGUGAAAGCAAGGCCGAGUUGGAUAGAUUCUGUGAUGCUCUUAUUUCGAUCAGAGAAGAAAUCGCCCAGAUCGAGAAAGGAAAAGCUGAUAUCAACAACAAUGUCCUAAAGUGUGCUCCUCAUCCACCAUCUCUGCUAAUGGGAGAUGCAUGGACAAAGCCGUACUCUAGGGAAUAUGCAGCUUUUCCAGCUUCCUGGCUCAGGGCUUCCAAGUUCUGGCCAACCACAGGACGUGUUGACAAUGUGUAUGGUGAUCGCAACCUGAUAUGCACCCUACAGCCAGCGAAUCAGGUUGUCGAAGAAGCAGCAGCAGCCACUGCUUAGUUUCCUGCUCAACACUUCUUCCUGCAAGACUCUCAAUGAUAUUAUAUCUUCUCUCUACUCCUGAUCCUGUGUACAUACGUUGCCAAUAUUCAUAUUUGUCAUUUUCACUUUCCUGAYAUGUUAAAAAUUACAAGUUGCUGCAAUACAACAUUGUUGCUGAUUGCAACCACAACUUAUUGUAGUAAUUGUCACCCUUGCACCCUUC
Molecule: messenger RNA, 3573 nt
Organism: Momordica charantia (bitter melon)
Lineage: Eukaryota; Viridiplantae; Streptophyta; Magnoliopsida; Cucurbitales; Cucurbitaceae
Gene: GLDP1
Product: glycine decarboxylase P-protein 1
Biological process (GO): glycine decarboxylation via glycine cleavage system
Cellular component (GO): chloroplast envelope; mitochondrion; apoplast
Molecular function (GO): glycine dehydrogenase (decarboxylating) activity; pyridoxal phosphate binding; glycine binding
Source: RefSeq, a predicted model, not a curated record